Messenger RNA from Micromonas commoda, 636 nucleotides. NCBI's taxonomy places the organism in Eukaryota, Viridiplantae, Chlorophyta, Mamiellophyceae, Mamiellales, Mamiellaceae. The record is from the annotation of a RefSeq genome assembly.
AUGGGUCAAAAAGUUCAUCCUCUUGGAUUCCGAAUUGGUGUGACACAAACACACCGUUCGCAAUGGUUCGCAAAACCAAAAGAUUAUGCCAACUUGGUUAAAGAAGAUCUUAUUAUCCGUGAUUAUGUUGCAAAAAAUCUUACUGAUGCAAGCAUCUCACGUGUUAAUAUUUCUCGCCAAGUCGAUCGUAUCGAGAUCGAAUUUUUCACAGCCCGCCCUCGUGCCCUUGUAGGUGCAAAAGGGGAAGCCUUAGUAAAAGUGCGUGAAGCAUUAAAGGCAAAACUUCCAGCUCACCGUAGUGUAGCUUUAUACGUAACAAAAACAGUACAACCAGAAGUGGAUGCAGUGUGUAUUGCAGAAAAUAUUGCAAUGCAAUUAGAAAAACGUGCACCAUUCCGUCGAACUAUUCGUCAAGCACUUCGUAGUGCACAAAAAGCUGGUGCUGUUGGUAUUAAAGUACAAAUUGCUGGUCGUUUAAAUGGUGCUGAAAUUGCACGAAGUGAGUGGGCACGUGAAGGACGUGUACCAUUACACACUAUUAGUGCAGACAUUGAUUAUGCCACAGCUCGUGCACUUACAGUGUAUGGGAUCUUAGGUAUUAAAGUCUGGGUUUGUAAGGGAGAUAACAAAUGCUAA